Chelmon rostratus (copperband butterflyfish) is the source of this 6980-nucleotide messenger RNA. RefSeq names its product leukocyte receptor cluster (LRC) member 8 (gene leng8). Lineage: Eukaryota; Metazoa; Chordata; Actinopteri; Chaetodontiformes; Chaetodontidae. The transcript is spliced from 15 exons. The record is from RefSeq and is a predicted model, not a curated record. Bases 306 to 2852 code for a protein of 848 amino acids. Gene Ontology annotation, cellular component: nucleus.
UCCGCAGCCUGGGCAGCCAGAUGAAGUUGGUCGUUAACGAAAAAGGAAGCGAUUAUGCUAAUGUUCACUUCAUUUUUUAAAUUUCCACCUUUAUUCUAAGGAUGCUAAAGUUUGACUUACUCGGAUAAAUAGUGUUAGUAUCGUUGAGUUGAACAUCGUGUCAGUCUUCAUGUUGUCUACCUUUUGCUGUAGCAGGAAAGCUAACCCUAACGACGUAAGUCGAGUUUCUCGAUAGCCAGCUAGCUUAGCUAGCGAAAGACUGCUCUAGCGUUAGCUUUCUAACGGCUGCUGUAGUCCGUGGCGAAAUGGCGGCCAACACGACCCAAGCAACCCCUACAACUAACUGGUCCUACGGUGCUCCUGGAGACGCCCAGGUUCACGAAAACCCAGAAUGGGAGAAGGCAAGACAAGCAUUAGCCUCCAUUAACAAGAGUCAGAGCUCUGCAAAGACUACACAAGCCAACCGGACAACAGCAGAGGCUGGUCAGUUUCAGCCAGCAGUGACUGACUCUGCUGCCAUUCAGCAGCAGCAGCAGCAGUACUAUCCGUGGUACCAGCAAACUCAGCAGCAUUAUCCUGGAUACACAUACCCUUAUAACUACUACUACCCAAUGGGCCCAUAUGGAGCUGCAUAUCCACCAAAUCAGUAUGGUGUACCCCCAGGGCCUUACCCAGGAGCUCCAACCUCUAAUGGACAGCCUCCUCCAGUGCCUGGAAUGGAAGACCAGUCCCCCAGCUAUCCGUCACAGCCCCAGCCUCCUCCCCCUGCUACUCCCCAACCACCCCAGAGCCCAACCACCUCAGAGAAACCCCCUCCUCCUCCACCCCCACCCAUUCCUCCCCCACCCAACUCCCAGUACCCCCCUCCUCCAUCCCAAAAUGCUUACAGUGCCAGUAACUCCAUGCCAUACCCACCUGGUGACCCCAACCAAAUGCAAGUUUACAAUCAUUCCCAGGGCAGACCUAACUAUGGACAGGGCUUCCAGGCCCAGAACACCUAUCAGCCCUCUCAGAAUACCUCUCAGCAGCAACAGCAGCCAGGCCAGUAUGUACCAGGACUUGGCAGAGGAGACGCCAACAAAAACAAAAACCAAAAACAAGGACAGCAACUGUGGCACCGCAUGAAACAGGCGCCUGGGACAGCUUCUGUGAAGUUCAAUAUCCCAAAGAGGCCCUAUCAGGUUCAGUGUUCUACAAUUUCCAAUCAGACUUUCCCUCCAGGCGAGCAGCCCUCAGGCUUGAAUCCAGCUCCUUCCUCCCCAGCUAGUGCCAGUGCUGCAGCUGGUGGUGCUCAGACACGACCUCAAGACUGGCCCCAAGCCAUGAAGGAAUACGUGCAGCGCUGUUUUACAGCCUGUGAGACAGAGGAGGACAAAGAUCGUACAGAGAAAGUGCUGAAGGAAGUUCUGCAGGACCGGUUAAAAGAUGGCUCUGCAUAUACCAUUGAUUGGACUCACGAACCAUUGCCUGAGCUAAAAGUUAAGCAGUCUCGUUGGGAAGCUGUUCAACCCCAGAGGACAUCAGAUGGUUCAAUUAGCCGUGGUGGAAGCACAGCAACUACAGCAUCAAGAGGCAGGGGUGGCGGACACAGACUGGGCCACUAUAGGAAUAUAUUUUCUCAAAGGAGUCCAUCUUCCAGUUCCUCCCGUUCCUCCUCCCGAUCCCCAUCCCCCUCCCAUGGCCGGCACAGAGACCGCAGCAACCAAAGGCAUAGACGCAGCGAUUCGGGCUCCCAGUCAGACAGCAGCAUCUCAAGUGACCUCCGACCUCAGCUGUCACGACGAAGUCAGAGAGGAGCACGUGGUCGUGGUAAUGACAGGGAUAGAGGACGUGGAGGUGGAGAGAGAGGACGUGGAAGAGGAGGAAAAGCCAACAGAGGAAGGCGAAACAUGGAAGAUUCCAAUUCAGCUGUUGGAAAGAAGAGGAAAGGUGGCAAUGCUGGUCUGGACUUCCAUGACCCCAACAGGGAAGCCAAGAAGCAGAGCAGAGCAGCUCGUUUUCACAAGCAGCUUCGCUCAGAGCCGCUGGUUCUCUCUGUCAAUGCCCUAGACUUGCCUGAUGGUACACAGGAGGGCCUCAGCUGGGAGGACUGCCCAAUUGUUGGAACAUGCCAGGACAUCACCAAGUCCUACCUGAGGCUUACGUGUGCCCCGGACCCCUCCACUGUGCGCCCAGUAUCUGUCCUGAGAAAAUCCCUGCAGGCUGUGAAAGCGCACUGGAAAACCCACCAGGACUAUGUCUAUGCCUGCGAACAGAUGAAGUCCAUACGACAGGACCUCACGGUCCAGGGAGUUCGUACCGAAUUCACAGUAGAAGUGUACGAGUGUCAUGCACGUAUUGCUCUGGAAAAGGGAGACCAUGAAGAGUUCAACCAGUGCCAGACCCAGCUGAAGGCCCUAUAUAAGGACAAUCCCUCCGAGAACAUUGGAGAGUUUACAGCAUAUAGAUUGCUGUAUUAUAUCUUCACUAAAAACUCUGGAGAUCUGACCACUGAGUUGGUGUACUUGACGCCGGCGCUGAGGGCAGAUGUGUGUGUGGCUCAUGCACUUGCUCUCCGCGCUGCGUGGGCGUUAGGAAACUAUCGUCGUUUCUUUAAGCUGUACCAGGAAGCCCCGCGCAUGGCUUCGUACCUCAUUGACAAGUUUGUAGAGAGAGAAAGAAAGGUUGCACUGAGGGCCAUGGUCAAAACGUUCAGGCCUGACUUGCCGGUGCAGUAUGUGCAGUCCAAUCUGGGCUUCUCUUGUUUAGACUCCUGUAUGGGCUUUCUUACUGGCCUAGGUGUUACAUUUACCCCCUCUGACUCCCAAAAGAUCGACUGCAAAACCAGCACAGCCUCUUUGGCUGCCUCCUGAGGGGGGCGGGGGGUAGCAACAUUAAAGGAGAUGCUAGGGGACCAUCAUAGAUCCUUACAUAUACAAUGCACUGCACUUCAGACACCUCAGGCAGUUCAAAUAGAGUAAUUGGCAGACUAAAAACUAAUUGAGGAUUGUCUAGAAAGAUACAUGGUAGAAUACUCUGCUUUAAGUUUCAGAUUACAGAAGGCAGAUGUAAUAUUCUGGUUUCUCUGAUAAGAGCUGAUGUAAACAUGAGUCUGCAGACUACAGAUAUUGUAGGAUAGUUUAAUGCGCAAGAUCUCACUACAUUUAUAAUGCGAGAAAAGUGUGCGAACAGUUUAGAUUUGGGAUUAUCUUGUCAUCUCAGAAUUUCAGGGCCAAGAAGUCACAGAACCAGGUCAGGGAGGCACUCACCCUCAUGCUUCCUGUUCCUUUACCACCAUCAGAUGUCAAAGCUAACGGUGUUCUGUCAUGUUUUUUUCCUUCCUCAAGUCAGCAGCUCCAAGACCUGAAGUUUCGAGCCUUGUCAACCAAGAGACAACCAAAAACAUGUUUUUCAAGUCAUUCAUCCAGCCGCCGCCUGUUUGAAGUCAAGCCUACAGUGUCAGUUCAGCUUUACAUUUCCUCUCAGAGACUGAGACAACGAGGUGAGAGGCUGCCAGCAGUUUGUCUGAAAGAAGACGAGGUGGUUUGUAUGUCCUGCCCUGCGCCUGGUUUCUUCAAGGUAUCUACAGUUGGCUGUUUGUCCCUAGUCGUAUGGCCAGUGAAAGCAAUGGACUGAAGUCUUGAGUCUUGUUCCGGAUUUAGUUAAGUAGUAUUCCUUCGCUGGUCACAACCAUGAAAUGAUUGGCCGGCAUUGGCGGAAAAAGUCUCAAUCUGAUGAGCAUUGACUUUGUGAAUGAUAAAGGCUACAGGCAAGUGUUCUUCAAGGUGAUCUCCUCACUCCUCCUCGAAGCUCUAUCUCCAGAAUCGAAGCAUCCAGAUGCAGAGUGGGGAUCUGGCUCCAUCAUCCUCAGGUAGAUGUUCCACCAGCACCUGGAAUCAGCAAGACCUGAUCGACACAGCAGUGUGCAGUGAUGAGGCCCAUGCUUGAUCCACGUCUUAACCUCCCCAGUAAAAGAAAACAGCUGCCAUCGUCAAAUACAGCUGAGGGUGAAUUCUGCAUCCGGGGGGAACCCGGCUGCUUCAAGACGGAGUAACGAGUGGUUUGUAUGCUACAUCUUGCUCGGGUGUUUGCGAGGCUGGUAAGCGAAGGGGACUUUGGAACGUUAUGGAGCCGCAAAGCAGAUUGCUAUGAAAACUUGCAGGUUGAUACUGAACAGAUUAAGUUUCAAAACUAAUAACAUCCUAAAAGGCAAAAAGCAAAUUCUGUAUGGUCCCAAAAAAAUACUGCAGAUACACACUGCUGUCUACAUGUUACUUUGAGUCUUAAAUUAAAACACACUUUUUAAACCAGCAUUGAAGUAAUAAUGAGGAGAUGCCAGUUGAGUGAAGACUAGUGCAUUUAUAUAAAUUUGUCCCCUAGUUAUGAUACAGCUUUGUGAAAAGAAAAAAAGCUGCCAUGUUCUGGUCUAUAAAGACGCUGUUGUGUCAGUGGAAUUGUAGUGCUCUGAUGUGUUUUUUUUUUUUCCAUGUAGCUUCAGGUGGUCUGUGCUUUUCAGGACCUAGAAUGAUGAUGAUGUUGGUAGUGGGGCACACUGUCUGAGGUGACAAUUGGGAAAUUUCUGUCUUACAAUACUUUAAAAAUAGUGAUAAGACAGCUUGAAAAUGUCAGGAAAUGCACCCUAACCAACAGUACCUUCAGUGCAGACUUGUCCAGCAUAUCCUAUACUUCCUUAUGUAGAAUGAUUGUACUGAAAUUGAAAACCAAGGUUGACUUUUUUUCUCUUUUUCAUUUUUAAACAGUAUUAACUGCCACUGUAGAAAUAUUGCGCCUGAGGUAUUUAAGACUGAUGUAACUGAGCAGAACAUGACUGGAUGCAGUCUGCUGUACAAUCGACGUGUUUACUUAUCUAUACAGUGUAUGUUUGUAAAUAUUGUAUGAUAUUGGUGUGAUUUCAACUCGAGCAUAGUGUAGGGUUUUUGUUUCACACACGGUAAGUGUGAUUUUAUUUUUCUUUUCUUUUGGGUUUUGCAAAACUCUGUGAAUAUGUGAAUUUACAAACAGACAGAUCUGGAUUGGGUUGUGUAUCGUGUCUUCAUCGUCACAGUGGAUGUUGUUGAUUGCCUGUUUCCAGUGCCAGUUAAUCCCGGGCUGGGAGAAACUAGCACUGGAAACAUGCAGCCUGAAAACAUUAGCACAAGCUCUUGAACCAAAGUUUGGCAAGAUUCCAGUGAUGCGAAGAAUUAGGUUUUUUAAAUUGUCCCUUCAGACAAAAACACAUGACGACAUUCGUGUCACUUGCCUGUUUUGUGGCAGUUGUGUGUUGGCAGAUUGUUCCAGACAAAGCUGGUGUGUUCUCCGUGAGAAACGGGACCACCACUGCCAAACACGUGUCGUUAACGUCUCCCACAAAAGGACGAGGACAAAACGCUUUUGUGAACCUGUCUUUGUUUUCCGAACUAUUAAUUGCUUAUUAUUUCAGCAAACAUUUUGUCAUGACAAUGAUCUCAACAUGUUUUCUUUCUUCCCCCUUCAUUCACCUGACCCCCUGUCCUCUUCGCUCUUCCCUCCCCUCACUCCCUAAACCUUUCUCUCACACGCCACCAGACUUCUCAUUCUGCAGCUCGUAGUACUGCUGCAUUGCAGGAGCACACGGAGUGAUGAUAAGUGGGCGAACCACCUCCAGACGGCAGCCGGAGAGGGUGAAUUGUUAGCAAUCCAAGUCUCUUGGUUUGACCCACUGAAGUUGAAGCCGUACAGCUGAUAAAAUACGUGGGAGCCUCACAUAAUGAAGUGUGGAAAAUGCUGAUCUGCUGCUAACCCAAAUAUUUAAAAAGUCUUUCUGUGCAAGUGAUACCUGUUUAGUUUUUAAAACAAUGUUUGAUGAUUGACAAAGUCACCAUGUACUGUGGUUUUUCUGUUUGUCCAGAUGCAUUCACAUUUUUUAACAAGCCUGCAGUUCUUUGCUGAUAUUUAGGUUUUUUUCUUUCACUCUAUUUAUUUGUAGUUGUGAAUCAUUUGGCUUGCGUUUGCUAGGUUAACAGACCUGCUUGAGUCGAUUACGGCGUUGCAGUUGAGCCGAGUUUUCAGAGUUUAAUCCCGCAUCUGAAAAUGUGUCUGGACAUACAGAACAGGUUCUUAUCCUUGGAUUCACCUCCAUUUAUUAACAUUUCUUUUAAUAUGCAGUCUUCUUUAGCAAAACAUAAUGGUUUGACAAGUGCUGGUUCGUGCUUCCAUGCUAAGAGAAAGUUUUUGUUUCUUUUUUUCACGUGAUGAGCUCGACUGAUGGUUGUUUGUUGCCUUUGGUUUGUCUGAAUGUAAGAUUUUUUUACACAUGGUUUAAGUGUGUAAUCUGAUGUCUCAGGUUUUCAGCAUUGAAACAGUCCAGGAUGUUUGCUUUGUUGUUGUUUUUUUCUUUCUUUUUUCUUUUUUAGUCUAAAAUUUCACCCCCAGACAACUAACAAUACACAUUUUGAUUUUGGAUGCUUUUUUUUUUGUUUUCUCCAAUGCCUGAGUCAUGUUUUCAGUAUUUUUUGCUCCCAUGUUACUAUAUACCUCCAUCAGUCCUUGUAACUCCUUCCUUGAUAUUUGACACUGGAACAGCUCCCACCUUCCUCACUUCAGCUGUAUUCAUUUCCUGCCAUUUCCUUUUAACUCGUCUUCAUUUGAAUUUGUCUCUCACUUCCUCUUAUUUCCUCUCCCUGCAUGCUGUCCUCUCCUCGUCCUCCUCCUCCUCUUCUCGUCCUACAAAUCUCUAACCGGUAUUUGUUCUCUCCUCACUCUCUUCUUUUUCCUUUUAUGUUGAGUAUGUUUGUGACCAUUUGCCGUGUGCAACUAGUCACUCUCACUAGUAAGUAUUGUAUUGCGUCUGCAAUGCUUUAAUAGUUUAUGUUGCAGCUCACUAACAGCUGACGCUGAAGGUUUACCUGCAAUGCUUCCUCCCUAUCACCAUGCCUCUACAGAUCUGACAAUGAUAAACUGCCAUUUUGUAAAUAUUGUGUACAUAUUUUGAAAAGUCUAAUAAAAUUGAAGUAUAAAGAGCA